Molecule: messenger RNA, 4404 nt
Organism: Choloepus didactylus (southern two-toed sloth)
Lineage: Eukaryota; Metazoa; Chordata; Mammalia; Pilosa; Megalonychidae
Gene: ELF4
Product: E74 like ETS transcription factor 4
Exons: 10
Coding region: 635-2620 (661 amino acids)
Biological process (GO): regulation of transcription by RNA polymerase II; cell differentiation
Cellular component (GO): nucleus
Molecular function (GO): DNA-binding transcription factor activity, RNA polymerase II-specific; sequence-specific DNA binding
Source: RefSeq, a predicted model, not a curated record
UGUUUCUCUGGUGCAAUUUCCCCUUUCGAUCGGUCGUUUCGGUGCAGGGCUCCGCCGGCUCGCGCCCCCCUCCCCGGGCGCCCCGCCGCCCCACUGCCCCCUCUUGGCCUGGCCCUCCGCCGCGUCGACCCGGCUCCUCCAGCUCUCCACCCCGCCCCCCGUGUUUUAUCCGGGGCGCCGCCGUCUCACCUGGUAUUUGCAUCUCGCCCUCCAACUUGCCUUUGGCGGCGCGACGUGUGGGAGAGCCCUGCGCCUCGCCCGCCCGGACCAGCCUGCCCCGGCGCCGAGGUCCCGGCGCCACUUGCCCAGCCCGGCUUCCAGAGGGAGAAGGCGAGCUGGCCGGGCUGGGGACCGGCGAUUCGGCCGCUGGAGCGGGGAGGGGACCGCGGCGACCGAGCCUGGCCCGUAAGCCACCCGGCCCCCAGGUUGCUCCUGCCAUUGGCCCAGCCCAGCAUGCAGCCUUGAGCCUGGCUUAGGCUCCCACCUACCCCAGCUCUCUACAUUCCCAGUUUUCCUGCAGCUCAGGGUGUUGGCUCUAGGCUCUGAGGGACCUGAGCAGCUUCUCAUCCUCAGGAAAAGUCCACAGCUCCAGAGGGCCUGGCAAUUCCUGCUGUCAGCUCCCUGAGGACACAGUAUGGCUAUUACCCUGCAGCCCAGUGACCUGAUCUUUGAGUUUGCAAGCAACGGGAUGGAUGAUAUCCACCAGCUGGAAGACCCCUCGGUGUUCCCAGCUGUGAUCGUGGAGCAGGUACCCUACCCCGAAUUACUGCAUCUGUACUCAGGACUGGAGCUGGACGACGUUCACAAUGGCAUUAUAACGGAUGGGACCUUGUGCAUGACGGAGGAUAAAAUCCUGGAAGGCAGAUUUUUGCUGGCAGAUGACAAUGAGGUAACCUCGCACACCAUGUCAUCCACCGAAGUCUUGCUCAAUGUGGAGUCUCCCAACAACAUCCUGGAUGAGAAGCAGAUCUUCAGCACCUCCGAAACGCCUCCAGACUCAGACCCUGCUCCAGCUGUCACUCUGCCCAACUACCUGUUUCCUGUCUCUGAGGCCAAUGCCCUGAACAGGCAGGGCGACACUGGUGGCCAGGAGGGGCACUCUCUGGAGGAGAAGGUCUCCAGAGAGGAAAGUGCCAAGAAGACUGGGAAAAUAAAGAAGAGAAUCCGGAAGACAAAGGGCAACCGAAGUACCUCACCUGUCACUGACCCCAGCAUCCCCAUUCGGAAAAAAUCUAAGGAUGGCAAAGGCAGCACCAUCUACCUAUGGGAGUUCCUCCUGGCCCUUCUGCAAGACAGAAACACCUGUCCCAAGUACAUCAAGUGGACCCAGCGUGAGAAAGGCAUCUUCAAGCUGGUGGACUCCAAAGCUGUGUCCAAGCUGUGGGGGAAACAGAAAAACAAGCCUGACAUGAACUAUGAGACAAUGGGGCGGGCACUGAGAUAUUACUACCAAAGAGGCAUCCUUGCCAAAGUGGAAGGGCAGAGGCUGGUGUACCAGUUUAAGGAGAUGCCCAAGGAUCUGGUGGUAAUUGAAGAUGAGGAUGAGAGAAGCGAAGCCACUGCAGCAUCUCCUCAGGCCUCCACCUCCUCAACUUCCUCCAUCGCCUCCACCCGCCGAGCCAGCUCCAGGGUCUCGUCCAGAGCUGCCACCCAAGGCAAAGGCAGCUCUUCCUGGGAGAAGCCAAAGAUUCAGCAUGUUGGUCUACAGCCAUCUGCAAGUUUGGAAUUGGGACUGUCUCUAGAUGAGACCCCCACUACUUCUGCUGUGCUUGUCUCUCCACCAGAGAGCCAAGUCAAACUCACCAAAGCCAUGAGUACUCCUUCAGUGCCCAGCAACAUCCACCUAGGAGUGGCCCCUGUGGGGUCGGGCUCGGCCUUGACCCUGCAGACAAUCCCGCUGACCACGGUGCUGACCAACAGGCCUCCUGCCAGUACUACUGCUUCAACCCAGCUUGUUCUCCAGAGCGUUCCACCUGCUUCGACCUUCAAGGACACCUUCACCUUGCAGGCCUCCUUCCCCCUGAACACCAGUUUCCAAGAGGGCCAGGGGGCAGCACCAGGGGCUCCGCUGAUUCUCAGUGGCUUGCCCCAACUUCUGGCUGGGGCCAACCGUCCAGCCAAUCCAGCACUGCCCUCGGUCACGGGCGCUGGACCAGCAGGGCCCAGCUCUCAGCCCCCCGGGACUGUCAUUGCUGCUUUCAUCCGGACUUCCGGCGCCACAGCCACCCCUGGGGUCAAGGAGGGGCCACUCAGGUCCUCCUCCUAUGUGCAGGGCAUGGUGACUGGGGCCCCCAUGGAGGGGCUGCUAGUUCCUGAAGAGACCCUGAGGGAGCUCCUGAGAGAUCAGGCUCAUCUUCAGCCACUUCCAACCCAGGUGGUUUCAAAGGGUUCCCAGAAUCAGAGCCUUAUGGGGAACCAGACUUUCUCUCCACCCAGCCGCCCCACUGUUGGGCUGACCCCAGUGGCUGAACUUGAGCUCUCCUCAGGCUCAGGGUCCCUGCUUAUGGCUGAGCCUAGCGUGACCACAUCCGGGAGCCUGCUGACCAGAUCCCCAACUCCAGCCCCCUUUUCUCCAUUCAACCCAACUUCCCUCAUUAAGAUGGAGCCCCAUGACAUAUAGACGAAGGGGUCAGGGAGAGUGUGAUCCAUCAGGCAAAGUUGAGUACCACUUUGAUAUGGACUUCCUGUAGUAGAGACUGACUUGAGUACCCCGCCCUUAAAUCUCAGGUGGUUGUCAAAGCACCUGACCCCCAGCCUCCGCCCCCUGCCAAGCAUCACCAUGGCCAAGCUCUGCCCAGUCUGACCAUCCCUAGUGUCAGACCAUGGCCUUCAAGAGCACCUGGAGAUACGCUCUUGUCAGGACAAAUGGGCUGACUUGGUGAGCGAGGGCAAAUCUCCGGAGAAGUUUGUGGCCAGGGGGAGGUUUGUGGCCAGGGCUGGUGCAGGGGCUUAGUGAGAAGAGUCCUUUUGCCUGGCUGUGUCUCACUAUGUACAUUCCCUACACAGGGAAUUCGCUAUCCCACAUGUGAAUAUCUCUGUAUGUAUUUGUGUGUAUUUGUGGGUUUCUUUCUUAGUUUCUUCAUGGAGAACGGGGUGUAGCUGUGAGGUCUUCAAGGGUGUGUCUCUCCGCGGGUCAGCCACAGAGAUGGGCGUUUAUUUUUCAAGGGAAAGCAUUAUCGAAUUUCCUUUGUACAAGCCAAGAUUCAGUUGCUCUGAGACUAUAGGGUUGGAUCCCCAAAUCUGGAGAGAUAUCACAGAGCUGGAACCGGUACAGGGUAAGAGAGGUUUCAUGAGAGUGUUUGUUGAGGACACAGAGAAAGCUGAGUGGGAUAAAAUCAUGAAGAGAGAGGAAGGGACUCAGUCCUUGGCAGCAACCCCCACAGGCUAGACUGAAGUACUCUUCCUGGAGUUUGCCUCAUCGCCCACCACUGUCACCAUGCCAACAGGCUGGAAGCUUGGCCACCCCAGAGUGCUUUGCUGAAGGGUUUAGGCAGGGGCCAAGUGCCGUUCAAGAGUCAGACCCAGCCACAAAAAGUCCCCAACCAGGGCUGAAUUCACUAAUUGCUUGUGCCUAGGACUUGGGCUCUUUCUGUAGCACCGGCCCUAUGCAGGACUUAGAUCCUUCACUGGCACUCUGGCCUCCAUCCCUGGUCCUGGGUUCCCUCUCAAUGUAUCCCCCUUGCCCCUGAUGUUUUCCAGCUGUUAAGUGUUGCUGGGGAUAAUCGUGUAAUGGGGCCACCUCCAUUCCUGCUCUCUCAUGAGUGCUACACCGUCCCUCUGCUCGUCUCCUAGGUGUGCUAACCCACUCCCACAGUGGCAACAGCAGACCUUGAGUGAUGGCAGACCUUGCCCUUCACUUCCAACUUUCGCACCUCACUCCCAUUCCCCCUACACCAAAAAGACAGGAGCCAUCAGUCGUGUGCUCCCAUGGGGCCUCUCCUGUCUACACUGCUCCUUGCUUCUCCCUUUCCUCUUUCUGAGAAGGGUUAACCCAUUCUCUAUUAAAGUCAACCCCGUGGCCUAGCACCUGGGUCCCCUCUCCUCACCCCUCUCUGAAUUAGCCUGUCCCUCUCCUGCCUAGUGUCUUCGCCUGGCAAGGCUACGAAGUCAGCCUCGGAACACAUCUUCCUGGUGAAUUUGGUUAGUGUGAAUUAGCACCUCAGGACCUUUGCUAUGUCCUCGGUGUAAAACCAUUCACUUGACCCAACUACCUCCCCUGGUUGCUCUCUUUUUCUCCCUCCAGUCGCUGCCAUGUCAACUAUUGUCCUCUCCCAUUCUCUUCUUUUCCACCCUGCCUCCAACUCGGGAGGGAACUAGAUACGGUUGUGUAAGUACAUUUACUACACAUUUCUAGCAGUUGGCAUUAAAGUGUCUUUUUCUAAUAAAAUCAGUUCAUUAUGACAA